Messenger RNA from Chaetomium strumarium, 821 nucleotides. RefSeq lists its product as uncharacterized. NCBI's taxonomy places the organism in Eukaryota, Fungi, Ascomycota, Sordariomycetes, Sordariales, Chaetomiaceae. The record is from RefSeq and is a predicted model, not a curated record. Bases 208 to 618 code for a protein of 136 amino acids. The transcript has 2 exons.
UCCCGCUGGCUUGGGACGCUGGACUCGGGCCUUGGCAAUCGCCCAAGAGAGGCCCUGAGCUGCCAGCUUUUAAGGUCGAUGCUUGCCUUAUUCACAACUUUGGAAGACAGCAAAGCAACAUCGUUUAGUUUUGUUUUGAAGGGAAAGAGAUAUGAUGAACCAUCAUCAGAUCUGGUGGCCAACAGAGGAUAGACUCCGGACGUCACCAUGAUGGCUUCCACGCCCAUCGGCCAACCGCCUUCGGGCCACCACCCCGCCCCAAGGAAGUCCAGCCAGGAGCUAGCGGGUUCAUCUUAUUUUGACGGACCCUCUGUCCAUACACAACCCAUACAGCAUUAUGGCUGUCUGCCGGUCGGCGGCUUACCCAGCCCAGCACCGUCCUGUCGGGCAGCGUCACCUCCAGACGGGCCAAACCACGAUGCUAUGCUUAUCAACUGCUCGUGGGUGCCGAUCAGCCCCGUGAGUCCAGCCCCGUGCGAGGGCGUGGAUGGAGAGUUGAAUUACGCACUGGAGAUCGCUCCAUGCGCCUCUACUCUCGUGGCCUCGCACAGCGGUAUCCCCGGACUCUAUAGCUGGGGCGAAGUCAACUUGCCAUAUGAGUUCGAGCACGCCUGCUGAGAUUCCCCCAAGGCGGACUUUGCAGCAGAUACCUUCCCUGGAACCUUCGCCAUCCCGGUACCAUGGACCGGACACAUUCAGCCCACGGACUUCCCAGACGAAGUGUUGCUACUUGCAAAGCUCGGACACCUUGUGCCUACAAUACCGGCCGAGGAGGACCUGAACCAAGCCGCCGGAUUCAAUCAGCCAAGCCCACCAUCCUC